This is a messenger RNA of Fonsecaea multimorphosa CBS 102226, 765 nucleotides long. RefSeq lists its product as uncharacterized. Lineage: Eukaryota; Fungi; Ascomycota; Eurotiomycetes; Chaetothyriales; Herpotrichiellaceae. The record is from RefSeq and is a predicted model, not a curated record. The transcript is spliced from 2 exons. The coding region runs from base 1 to 765 and encodes 254 amino acids.
AUGACUGACCAACUUUGCUCAAGCUGUCAUGAGCCUCUGCUCAUCGAGGUUGAGCCAGAUAGUGAUGUUGAGGAGAGCAAGGCGGCAGCCCAAGCAACGAGUGUCCCCGAUGAUGUGGAAUUGUCCUGUGGCUGCCAUUACCAUUGGGAGUGUUUUCUAGACUCCUACACAAUUACACAAUGCCCCAACUGCGCCAAAGACAUAUCCUCUCUUUCUCCCAGUGGAUCGCAACAGGUGCUGGUUACUCUCCGGAAUGAAGGCGGCGUCCAAGAGCGCUAUGAUAUCCUCCCAGCAGCCACCGAAGAAGCCUACCUGCGCGCAUAUCCCGAAGAGCGGAAAGGCCACGCCUAUCUGGAAUUCUGCCGCGAGGGUGACAUCGAUGCUAUCAUCCACAUGAUCAAGGACUCCGAGGAAGACGAGGAAGAGGAAGAAGAAGAAGAAGAAGACGGGGAGACUGCUGAUAUAUUGCGAUACCGGGGCACAUUCGAGGGUAUCGAAGGCUCGGGGUUACACGUCGCCAUUCGAUACAACCAGCAAGAGGUGGCAUGGUUAUUGCUGGCUCUCGGAUCCCAACUUGACUGGACGAAAUUUCCAUCACUCGUUCUCCAAGCAAUGCAAGGUCUGGGAUUGCGCAAAGAAGACAGGAAGGGUGAGCCAGAUAUUAGGACUCUGGUAGACAGCGAUGGGCGAACACCCGCUGCAUUGGCACAGGAGCUCGGAGGCUUGUGGACAGAAUGGCUCAGUGAGGGCCGAUUGAUUCCCUGA